Nanorana parkeri is the source of this 1203-nucleotide messenger RNA. RefSeq names its product relaxin-3-like. The coding region runs from base 201 to 812 and encodes 203 amino acids. Gene Ontology annotation, cellular component: extracellular region. The record is from RefSeq and is a predicted model, not a curated record. Gene Ontology annotation, molecular function: hormone activity. Lineage: Eukaryota; Metazoa; Chordata; Amphibia; Anura; Dicroglossidae. The transcript has 2 exons.
GAAGACACAGGUGGGAGGAGAAGAGGAGUCGGGUGAGUCAUGGGCUCUGAUGGAGGAUAUAAAACAAUGGUGCAGUUGAUAAUACAGGACAUCGCUGACAAAGAGAACAGAAGUGACAAGAGGACUCUAAGCAACUUCGACCCGUUGAAGUGAGAAGAAUAGAGAGCUCUCGGCGCGCCUCAGGUGACAGGGUGUCCCCAAUGGCGCUCCUGCGAGGCACCAUGCUGUUCGCAGCUGGGCUGCUGAUGCUUGUGUCUGCGCUGCCCGGAGAGCUGAGGGGACAGAGGAGCCCGGUGACCGUCAGCGAGUACGGGGUGAAGCUGUGCGGACGAGAGUUUAUCCGUGCUGUCAUCUUCACGUGCGGGGGGUCCCGCUGGAAGCGGCUGGAUGUAGAGCUACCUGAAGAUGAGCAGAGGGAGUCCGGCUUCCUGAGGAGAGAUAAUUUGCAGGAUUCCACUAACAGAGAAAUAAACCAGCUGAUGAUACAGACACUUUUAGGAACUAACCUGGAACAACUUCAGAAGCCUGAUUUCCACUUACAACAGCAGCAGCAGUUAUUGAAAGAUCCCUUUAUCGCCUAUGAUGAUUUCAAAGACCGCAUACCAGCAUCCGAGGGUUUUAGUGAGUACAUGCAUCAAGUCGAAGAUACAGAUCGAAAAAUUCAGCGUGAAUCUCAGAGCAGUGGUACUCGAGGUUCAAAUUUGUUCCCCUGGACAGCAUUCUCUAGGACAAGAAGAGAAAUGUCUAUUGGAGUGGCAGGCAUUUGUUGCAAAUGGGGCUGCACAAAAUCCGAAAUCAGCACCUUGUGCUAAGUGAAGAGAUUAAUGAUGUACAUCUCAUAUACCGUUUGUUUGCAUAGACUUAGUAUUAAUGUGAACUACAAGAGUAGUUCACAAACACUGACUAUACCGAUUAUUUGGUUGAUCACUCUUUGUAAUUUAACCAAAGGCCUUUUGUGGCUUUAUGUUAGAGGGGCCCUUUUUUAUUAAAAUGUUAUUUAAUUUUCUGUUUUUUAUUAACCAAUUAUUUGAUGUUGUUGAAACAUGACAGGAAUCAGGUUGGAUUUAAAAUGUGAGUUUAGAGCUCGGGAACUUUGUAAAUGUAUGACUGUAGAAUGCAAGGUUAUCAUUCUGUUAAUGUAGCGUUACAGAAAUGCUGAACAGAGCAUAGGCAAUGUUUACGUUCAGCAAUUAGAAGCAAAAA